AUGGGGGGAGGUCCAGGGAGACUGGUAGUGAUUGGGGGAUUAUUUCACUCGGCCCUUGCUCUGGGCCUGACAAGUUCUACAAUUUGCAGGUUUGGAAAAUGUGGUUUGGAAAAUGUGGUUAGUGGUAACGGUGGGUUCUACACAUGGGUAACGCUGGGACCUCCUCCACCUCAUCUUAUAGAGGGGAGGCCUACACCUGCCAACAGGUGGGGCACUUAUAACUGGAGCAUUGAGGUAAACGGAGAAAAGGAUGACCUAGGAAACACGGAGAGAAAAGGAGAAAAGGGUGACCCAGGAAUCUCUGGUGGCAAAGGAGAAAAGGGUGACAAAGGAAACUCUAAGGGAAAAGGAGAAAAGGGUGACACAGGAAACUCUGAGGGAAAAGGAGAAAAGGGUGACACAGGAAACUCUGGCGGCAAAGGAGAAAAGGGUGACAAAGGAAACUCCAAGGGAAAAGGAGAAAAGGGUGACACAGGAAACUCUGGCGGCAAAGGAGAAAAGGGUGACAAAGGAAACUCUAGUAUGUAUCAACAGUUUUGUAAGAAAAUUGUGUCCAGAUGCGGCAAAGGAGAAAAGGGUGACAAAGGAAACUCUAGUAUGUAUCAACAGUUUUGUAAGAAAAUUGUGUCCAGAUGCGGCAAAGGAGAAAAGGGUGACAAAGGAAACUCUAAGGGAAAAGGAGAAAAGGGUGACACAGGAAACUCUGGCGGCAAAGGAGAAAAGGGUGACAAAGGAAACUCUAAGGGAAAAGGAGAAAAGGGUGACACAGGAAACUCUGGCGGCAAAGGAGAAAAGGGUGACAGAGGAAACUCUAGUAUGUAUCAACAGUUUUGUAAGAAAAUUGUGUCCAGAUGCGGCAAAGGAGAAAAGGGUGACAAAGGAAACUCUAGUAUGUAUCAACAGUUUUGUAAGAAAAUUGUGUCCAGAUGCGGCAAAGGAGAAAAGGGUGACAAAGGAAACUCCAAGGGAAAAGGAGAAAAGGGUGACCCAGGAAACUCUGGCGGCAAAGGAGAAAAGGGUGACCCAGGAAACUCUGAGGGAAAAGGAGAAAAGGGUGACCCAGGAAACUCUGGAAUGAAAGGCGGACAGGGAGAAAAAGGCGACCAAGGAGAAAAAGGCAACAAAGGAGGCAAAGGAGACCAGGGAAACAAAGGUGACAAAGGGGACACAGGAAUGAAAGGCGGACAGGGAGAAAAAGGCGACAAAGGAGGCAAAGGAGACCAGGGAAACAAAGGUGACAAAGGAGACACAGGAAUGAAAGGCGGACAGGGAGAAAAAGGCGACAAAGGAGGCAAAGGAGACCAGGGAAACAAAGGUGACAAAGGAGACACAGGAAUGAAAGGCGGACAGGGAGAAAAAGGCGACCAAGGAGGCAAAGGAGACCAGGGAAACAAAGGUGACAAAGGUGACACAGGAUGCGAAGGACAAGACGGAAUGAAAGGAGACAAGGGAGACACGGGUGACACAGGAGAAAAAGGAGAACCAGGAAACAAUGGAAACAAAGGUGGAAAAGGAGAAAAGGGUGACAAGGGAAACACUGGAGGAAAAGGAGAACCAGGAAACAAUGGAAACAAUGGUGGAAAAGGAGAAAAGGGUGACAAGGGAAACACUGGAGGAAAAGGAGAACCAGGAAACAAUGGAAACAAUGGUGGAAAAGGAGAAAAGGGUGACAAGGGAAACACUGGAGAAAAAGGAGAACCAGGAAACAAUGGAAACAAUGGUGGAAAAGGAGAAAAGGGUGACAAGGGAAACACUGGAGGAAAAGGAGAACCAGGAAACAAUGGAAACAAUGGUGGAAAAGGAGAAAAGGGUGACAAGGGAAACACUGGAGAAAAAGGAGAACCAGGAAACAAUGGAAACAAUGGAGGAAAAGGAGAACCAGGAAACAAUGGAAACAAUGGUGGAAAAGGAGAAAAGGGUGACAAGGGAAACACUGGAGAAAAAGGAGAACCAGGAAACAAUGGAAACAAUGGUGGAAAAGGAGAAAAGGGUGACAAGGGAAACACUGGAGGAAAAGGAGAACCAGGAAACAAUGGAAACAAUGGUGGAAAAGGAGAAAAGGGUGACAAGGGAAACACUGGAGGAAAAGGAGAACCAGGAAACAAUGGAAACAAUGGUGGAAAAGGAGAAAAGGGUGACAAGGGAAACACUGGAGAAAAAGGAGAACCAGGAAACAAUGGAAACAAUGGAGGAAAAGGAGAACCAGGAAACAAUGGAAACAAUGGUGGAAAAGGAGAAAAGGGUGACAAGGGAAACACUGGAGAAAAAGGAGAACCAGGAAACAAUGGAAACAAUGGAGAAAAAGGAGAACCAGGAAACAAUGGAAACAAUGGUGGAAAAGGAGAAAAGGGUGACAAGGGAAACACUGGAGAAAAAGGAGAACCAGGAAACAAUGGAAACAAUGGUGGAAAAGGAGAAAAGGGUGACAAGGGAAACACUGGAGAAAAAGGAGAACCAGGAAACAAUGGAAACAAUGGAGAAAAAGGAGAAUCAGGAAACAAUGGAAACAAUGGUGGAAAAGGAGAAAAGGGUGACAAGGGAAACACUGGAGAAAAAGGAGAACCAGGAAACAAUGGAAACAAUGGUGGAAAAGGAGAAAAGGGUGACAAGGGAAACACUGGAGAAAAAGGAGAACCAGGAAACAAUGGAAACAAUGGAGAAAAAGGAGAAUCAGGAAACAAUGGAAACAAUGGUGGAAAAGGAGAAAAGGGUGACAAGGGAAACACUGGAGAAAAAGGAGAACCAGGAAACAAUGGAAACAAUGGUGGAAAAGGAGAAAAGGGUGACAAGGGAAACACUGGAGGAAAAGGAGAACCAGGAAACAAUGGAAACAAUGGUGGAAAAGGAGAAAAGGGUGACAAGGGAAACACUGGAGAAAAAGGAGAACCAGGAAACAAUGGAAACAAAGGAGAAAAAGGAGAACCAGGAAACAAUGGAAACAAAGGAGAAAAAGGAGAACCUGGAAGCAAUGGAAACAAAGGAGAAAAGGGACAACCAGGACACAAUGGAAACAAAGGUGGAAAAGGAGAAAAGGGUGACAAAGGAAACACUGGUAUGUAUUAA
Mytilus trossulus (common blue mussel) is the source of this 3063-nucleotide messenger RNA. Its product is annotated as collagen alpha-1(IV) chain-like. The transcript has 71 exons. Gene Ontology annotation, cellular component: extracellular matrix. Lineage: Eukaryota; Metazoa; Mollusca; Bivalvia; Mytilida; Mytilidae. The coding region runs from base 1 to 3063 and encodes 1020 amino acids. The record is from RefSeq and is a predicted model, not a curated record.